Molecule: messenger RNA, 1682 nt
Organism: Drosophila elegans
Lineage: Eukaryota; Metazoa; Arthropoda; Insecta; Diptera; Drosophilidae
Product: UDP-glucosyltransferase 2-like
Exons: 2
Coding region: 12-1580 (522 amino acids)
Molecular function (GO): UDP-glycosyltransferase activity
Source: RefSeq, a predicted model, not a curated record
GAUCCAGCAAAAUGGUUCACAGCUCGUGUCGACUUUUGCUGUUGGCGAUAGCCAUCGCUACUUUUGUAGGUGACUCCCGGGGUGCAAAUAUUCUGGGUCUCUUUCCGAGCCUGAGUCCCUCACACUUGAUCAUCCAAAUGUCGGCGGCCAAGGCUCUGGCCGAGAAGGGACACAAUGUGACUGUGGUCACAGUACUAAAACCAGUGGUGACCCACAAAAACAUAAACCUGAUCCUGGUGCCGCUCACCAAGGAGGAGGCGCAGCAGAUGAGCGACACAAUCGGAGUAAUGUCCAAGAGCGAUAACAGUAACAUGAUCCUGUCCCUCAUCCGCAUGUCGGGCCAAAUGGACUUCAUGUUCAAUAAAAUGGCAGAGGCCCUUAAGGACGAUCGAGUGCGGGAUCUGUACCUGAAUAGGGACAACAAAUUCGACCUGGUUCUCUCUGGAUACUUUAUGAACGAUUUCCAGCUUGGAUUCGCAAGAAAGGUAAAUGCUCCCGUCAUCGUCGUGGCCACAAUGCCGCCCAACCAAUUGUUGAACCCCCUGAUCGGAAAUCCCAUGGAGGUGGCCUACGUUCCCACGGCCAUGACUUUUUGGCAACGUUUGACAGGUUACACAAAAAGCCUCUUCUUUGGCGUUUUCACAUUCCUUACCGACAAACGUAAUCGGAAUUUGUACAAGGACGUUUUUGGAGACGACCCCACCAUGCCAGAGCUCUCGGAAAUGAUUAAAAACACGUCGAUGAUAUUCUUCGCUUCCCAUGCGGCCAGCGAAGGACCUAUUCGACCCAAUGUCCCAGCUGCAAUUGAGAUAGGAGGCAUUCAAAUAAAGGACACGCCGGAUCCGCUGCCCCAAAACAUGGCUUAUUUCUUGGGCAAUGCCACAGAUGGGGCCAUCCUCCUGUCCUUGGGUUCCAAUGUUCAGGGCACCCAUCUUAAGCCGGAAACGGUUGUCAAGAUGUUCAACGUCCUUUCCAAACUGAAGCAGAGGGUCAUCUGGAAGUGGGAGGAUCUGGAGAAGACCCCUGGAAAGUCGGACAACAUUCUCUAUUCGAAGUGGCUGCCGCAGGACGACAUCCUGGCCCAUCCGAACAUCAAGCUUUUCAUUAACCACGCCGGCAAGGGUGGGAUAACCGAGGCUCAGUAUCACGGAAAGCCCAUGCUCUCACUGCCUGUGUUUGGAGAUCAACCGGGAAACGCAGACGGUAUGGUGCAAAAGGGUUUCGGCCUGACGUUGAGCCUGCUCACAUUGGAGGAACAGCCCUUCCGCGAGGCAAUUCUGGAAAUAUUUUCGAAUCCUGAGUACUCCCAAAAGGUUGCCUCUUUCUCAUCUCUGUACCGCGAUCGGCCAAUGACCGCUCGGGAAUCGGUGGUCUACUGGUCGGAUUACGUCAUCCGCUACCAUGGAGCAGCCCAUCUUCAGAGUCCCUUGGUGCACAUGAACUGCAUAGCCGCCAAUAACAUCGAUGUCUACCUUCUGUUCGCAGUCAUACUAGCUAUAAUUGUUCUGCUUCUAAAGGCGCUGGUAAAAUUAAUUUUUAGAAAGUUGUUCUCGAAGUCGAAGAAGGAGAAAAAACACUGAAAGUGUUUAAUAAGCUUGCGUUAACGUAAGCAAGUAGUGAAAGUAUUCUGCCACCAUGACAUUUCAAUAGCGUAAUUUAAAUAAAUGAUGAAUUAAAAUAAA